AUGUCAUCCAACGAUAUUCUCAAAGACGCGUUCAACGCGACCGUCUCACGAAACUACGAGAAAGCCGUCGCCGUGAUUCGCAACGCCGUCGCCAAGACGUCGCACUCGUUCUCCGUUGAUCAAUUGGAAUUGAUCGAUCAUGUGUAUGCUUGCAUUCUCAACACCUCUCAUUACGACGAGAGCCUCAUUGCGGUGUGCUGGGAGUGGAUCGAGGCGAUCGAGCGCCAACCGCGUACUGUCGACUCGCGAGCCGUGUCCAGCUCGCAGUUGAGCAUUUACUACGCCUAUCAUACGAUAUGUCGAGUUCAAGAGCGAAUGCCGAAGCGAUCAAACUACACUCAAGUCCGCACUGAGACAUGGAUCAAGAUUACUCAUAGUUUCAGCUACCUCUGGGCAGCGGCCACCCAAUUAUGGAAGCCGUACGAGUUGGAUCGUCUCGAUAUUCUGUGUAGUUGGUCGUACCUAUGCCUUCAAUUCGCCGACGUCUUCAACGAGGAGGUCCUCAACGUCAUCGAGGCGUCCAAGGACAACGCGAAGAGCAUUCUGAACACGUCGGUGAUCAUCGAGAACAGCCAUCAGGCGAACCAGCGGGUUCUCACCAUCGAGCGCAAUUUGAGGGAUUCGCGAGCGAUGGCCGAGAAAAUGGGACGGAAAUUGUCGAAAAAUGAAAACGCCGAAAAUAAGGACAACGUCGGCGAGCACGAGCAUUCAGAUCAUGACGACGAUGACGACGAGGCUCCUGAAGCGAAAAAGUCGAGAACUGAUGAUAACGCUGCUGCGGACAUCUAA
Caenorhabditis bovis is the source of this 789-nucleotide messenger RNA. The record is from the annotation of a GenBank genome assembly. NCBI's taxonomy places the organism in Eukaryota, Metazoa, Nematoda, Chromadorea, Rhabditida, Rhabditidae.